AUGGGGAUUGAACAGCCAAUGAGAAGAAAGGGCCAAAAGAGGACUAGUAUGAAACGUAACUGUUGUGUGGGAAUUCUUGGCAUGAGAUGGAAGGAGAUAAGAGAUAAGAAAGAUUCUUUAGAGGAGUUUGAGGUUAUAUUGAGAAGGGGAUUGGCUUACCACACCGGCAGGGAAGAUAGGGCUAGCGAGGAACUUAAUGAUCGCAAGGAACUUUGUGCUGGCGAGGAACAAGGUACCGGCAAGGAACAUGGUGCUGGCGACGCCGGUGGGUUUGUUAAUGAGCAUGACGACCAAUCCACCGGACCCAACCACAACAAGCAAGCCAGCGGUGGGCCGCUACGCUUUUGGCCUAAAAAGCGUAGCGUAGCGGCACUUUUUUGCGCCAAAAUUUUGUAG
This is a messenger RNA of Puccinia graminis f. sp. tritici CRL 75-36-700-3, 396 nucleotides long. RefSeq lists its product as uncharacterized. The record is from RefSeq and is a predicted model, not a curated record. NCBI's taxonomy places the organism in Eukaryota, Fungi, Basidiomycota, Pucciniomycetes, Pucciniales, Pucciniaceae. The transcript is spliced from 3 exons. The coding region runs from base 1 to 396 and encodes 131 amino acids.